AUGGCCGAACGCCUCAACAAGCUCUCCCACGACCUGACCUCUCACGUCUCGUCCGCGGUGCACGGCGUCCACGGCGCCGGCGAAACCCUCCGCGGCACAGUCAACAGCUCCAUCGACGGUAUCGUCCCCAACCACGAGUCUCGCGAGGGCGGUGGACGCGCACGCAACGAUGCCGUUGCGCAAAAGGGUCUGGACGAGCUGCACGGCGCCGAGCGGCAUUUCGGACAGCGCGAAGCCGGAGGAGGGGCAGGGUUCACGCACGGCGCGGAGCAUGGUGGAGAGCAUAAUCAUCGGAAUCAUGCGGCGGCGCAGGGCGGGCAGGGGAAGUGGUUGAGUCAGGGGGGCGUGAGGGCGGAUGAGCGGACGGGGUAUGGUGGGGCCGUGGCGCAUGAGGAGGGUCGGGGUGGUGCGGGAACGGCGCACGAUGGGUCUGCGAAUGUUGGGCUUGGGGCCGCGAGGCAGGCGUGGGGCGGUGGUGGUGAGCAGCAGCACCAGCAGCACCAGCAGGGACAGGUCCAGCCGGCGGUGAGUGACGAGACGAGGACCCAGAGUAGGCCUCUACAGGCGGGUGCGCAUGCUGGGGCGCCGGGCAGCACGCAGCCCAAUGCGCUUCGGGCCCAGGCUCUGGAUGCUAGUGAGCAGGAGAAUCCGAGAAGGGAGGGCUUUUAUUGA
Cyphellophora europaea CBS 101466 is the source of this 672-nucleotide messenger RNA. RefSeq lists its product as uncharacterized. Lineage: Eukaryota; Fungi; Ascomycota; Eurotiomycetes; Chaetothyriales; Cyphellophoraceae. The coding region runs from base 1 to 672 and encodes 223 amino acids. The record is from RefSeq and is a predicted model, not a curated record. The transcript has a single exon.